Molecule: messenger RNA, 462 nt
Organism: Aegilops tauschii subsp. strangulata
Lineage: Eukaryota; Viridiplantae; Streptophyta; Magnoliopsida; Poales; Poaceae
Product: probable E3 ubiquitin-protein ligase ATL45
Source: RefSeq, a predicted model, not a curated record
AUGCCCGGCUCCGCCGUGGUGCUGAUCGGCGCCUUCGUGGCCGCGCUUCUCGGCGUCUCCCUCUCCACCGUCGUCCUCUGCUCCAGCCGGCGCCAGGCGCACCGCGCGUCGCCGUCGCCGUCGCCGUCACAGCGGAGCGUCGUCGACCUCGAGCUCGGCCUCGGGCUGGGGCGACAGUGCGGGAUCGACGAGGCCGUCCUGGCCGCGUACCCGACCGCAGUGUAUUCUUCGGCUGCGAGGCGACUGGGCGAAGGCCAGAGCCUGAUGGCUGCUGCCGCCGCGUUGGGCGAAGAUGGCCAGGCGCCGGGAGACACGCGCGACACGACGUGCGCGGUGUGCCUGACGGAGUACGCAGACGGCGACGAUCUUCGUUGGCUGCCCGGGUGCCGGCAUGCGUUCCACCGGCCGUGCCUCGACGAAUGGCUGCGGCGGCGGCCGAGCUGCCCGCUCUGCCGCACGUAG